CUCCAGCUGCCUUGGAUCUCUCCUCCCAUCCUCCCUCCAUCGCACCACAUCAUCGGACCCCAUAGUCUGCGGAAGUUCUCACGAUGCGCCCCAAGGCUUCAAAACCCACCAGCGAUGAGCUCCUCGCUCAAUUUGAUGACCUGGGGGUCGACUCCGCCUCCGAGCAGGAGUCCUCCAAAACAACCCCCAAGCCCACCACGGCUCAGUCCGAGCAAGACAUUCUCGCCGAACUGGACAACCUUGCCUCCCAACGCCCCGGCAGUGGUCCAGGCACCCCGCGCGUGUCGACCAACGAACCUAGACCAAUCAUCAAGUCCCCUAAACCGGCCGCCACAACUGUGACCCCAUCCACCGGCCGUUCUAGUGAAGAGAAACAGGCACCUCGUAAGUCGGGGGAAAGCGCCCGGGUGUCUUUUACGGAGAAGAGAGCUGCCGAUAUACAAAAGCCCGAGCCCGAGCCCGAGAAGCCGGCAGUUCAGGAGAAAGCUACCUCGGGCGGUGGCGGCGGAGGAUGGUGGGGUGGUAUCUUUGCAACGGCCACCGCAACAGCCAGCGCUGCCAUGAAGCAGGCUGAGGCGGCUGUCAAGGAGAUUCAGCAGAACGAGGAGGCUCAGAAAUGGGCUCAACAGCUUCAAGGGAAUGUUGGAGCUUUGAAAGACCUAGGUGGGGAGCUGCGCAACAUGGCUCUUCCUACAUUUACCUCUCUCAUCCACACACUCGCUCCUCCGAUCUCGUCUCACGAACGUCUCCAAAUCCAUGUUACACACGAUCUUUCUGGGUAUCCCAGCAUCGACCCUCUGGUAUACGCGGUCUUCUCGCGUGUGAUGGCCCAGGUAGAAGGCGGGGACCUCCUCGUCAUCCAGCGGGGUCAGGAGUCAGCCCCGAAGCGCGGACUGGACAUCGGUGGCAUCCAGUUCUCUGGCCCUGGCUGGCAUGACGGUCCGUGGUGGCGCACCGUGACACCCGGCAACCCUCGCACUCUGGCGGCCAUCCGCGGCACCGUCGAGGCCACCAAGCUGGCACGGGCCAGCGCCGAAGCGUAUGCUACCGAGUAUUUCUCUGCCAAGGGCGGCGUAGAGGCGGCUGCAAAGCAAGCCACACAGGAUCUCAGCGAAACCAACCCGGUCCGCAGCAGCGACAUCUUCCUGGCGAUCCAGGCCAUCAGCCAGACCACCUCGACCGAACUCUUCCAGGCAGGUCCCACGACGGACCAGGCCACCCCGGGAGUGGUCGAUGUUCCUGAAGCCGCCGAGGAAGAGGUGGUGUUCGCUCUGUAUCUUCACGAUCCCAUUCACGGGAUUGCCUUCCACACGCUCUCACAAGCCAUCCCUCAGAAAUGGAUCGACUGGCUCGAGACCCCGGCCAUCCCAGUCGAGGACCCGGAGGGCGAGGACGCCAGCGUCCCUCGUACCACGAUCCCGGAUGAAAUCGCGGACAUCAUCGAUAAUGGCGGCGUCGACCCUCGGGAGUGGGCAUCCGAGUGGAUCGAAGAAUGCCUGUCGCUGGCGGCCGGGGUGGUUGCACAGCGCUACGUGGCGCGGAGAAUGGGGGUGGGCGAGGGCGGACCGGCCAAGGGCAAGAUGCGUGCUGAGCAGGCAUCCGUGGUGGACAGUGGCGCGGGCGAGGCUGCGCGGGCGCUUUAGAGUUGCGGUAUCGAUCAAUUGUCUAUCGUAUUUGCGUCUUUCUUUUUUUUAAUGACCACAUGAUAUGACGCCCCCACACAUUUCAUAUUCUCACCUUAUUUUUAUUCUGUUGUAUUGACUAUCGAGUCAUGGCAGCUAAUCCAUUCCCAUUCCAACCUUCCCAACUCGGCGU
Molecule: messenger RNA, 1815 nt
Organism: Aspergillus sclerotioniger CBS 115572
Lineage: Eukaryota; Fungi; Ascomycota; Eurotiomycetes; Eurotiales; Aspergillaceae
Product: DUF5427 domain-containing protein MTC1
Exons: 2
Coding region: 84-1643 (519 amino acids)
Source: RefSeq, a predicted model, not a curated record